UAUGAUAGGGAAAUGCGAUAAUUACAUCAUUGCGACAAGCUGUUUAUCUGUUGACCGGACUGUUGUUACAAUUUGAAAUAUCUCUUGGAUUAUUAAUAGUUUAUUUUAUUUAAGUUAAGAUGCCUAAUUUAAAUUGUCGUUUUUAUAAACAAAAAUUUCCUGAAGUAGAAGAUGUUGCUAUGGUCAUGGUGCGUCGAGUGGCCGAGAUGGGUGCUUACGUUGACUUAUUGGAGUAUAACAACAUUGAAGGCAUGAUUCUGCUUUCUGAACUUUCUCGUCGUCGUAUUAGAUCAAUCAACAAACUUAUCAGAAUUGGACGAAGUGAAUGUGUAGUUGUUAUCCGUGUUGACAAAGAUAAAGGAUACAUUGAUUUAUCAAAGAGAAGAGUUUCACCUGAGGAUAUAGUUAGAUGUGAAGAAAAAUUUGCCAAAAGUAAAGCUGUUAAUAGUAUUCUUCGCCAUGUGGCUGAAAUACUUGGUUAUCAAACUGAUGAUCAAUUAGAGGAUCUUUAUGAGCGUACAGCAUGGUAUUUUGAUGAAAAAUACAAGAAACAAGGCUGUGCAUUUGACUAUUUCAAGCUUGUUGUCAACGAUGCUUCAGUAUUGGAUGAAUGUGAUCUUGAUGACAAAACACGAGAGGCUCUUGUUACUCACAUUAAAAGAAAAUUGACACCACAAGCAGUUAAAGUUAGAGCUGAUAUUGAUGUUGGCUGUUGUACCUAUGAAGGUAUUGAUGCUGUUAAAGCAGCCUUACGUGCAGGAAUAGCUUGUGGUUCACCAGAGAUGCCAAUCAAGAUUAAUUUGAUAGCCCCUCCAUCUUAUGUUGUUACAACUCACACUAUGGAAAGAGAAUUUGGUUUAGCAACUUUAGAUAAAGCCUUAAAAGAAAUAGAAGAAUCAAUUACAAAAGCUGGAGGAAUUUUCUCUAUUAAACAAGCACCUAAAGUUGUUACCGAUUUAGAUGAUCAAGAAUUGCAAAAGAAAUUAGAAAGAUUGGAACAAAUGAAUGAAGAAGUUCCUGGUGAUGAUGAUUAUGAUGAAGAUGGUGAUGGUGACAGCGAUAGUGUUGAUGAAGGAGGUGAUGGUAUUAGCAAUAAUAAACCAUCAAAAGUCAAAGACGAAAAUUAAAUGAAACUCGAUACUUUUCAAAAGUUUCUUAAAAUAAUGAAUUUGUAGAACAAGUAUUUCAUUAUCAUUUGUAUAAAGAUGGUUUCUACAUACACCUUUGA
Tetranychus urticae (two-spotted spider mite) is the source of this 1228-nucleotide messenger RNA. Its product is annotated as eukaryotic translation initiation factor 2 subunit 1. The record is from RefSeq and is a predicted model, not a curated record. Gene Ontology annotation, biological process: translational initiation. Lineage: Eukaryota; Metazoa; Arthropoda; Arachnida; Trombidiformes; Tetranychidae. Gene Ontology annotation, cellular component: eukaryotic 48S preinitiation complex; eukaryotic translation initiation factor 2 complex. Gene Ontology annotation, molecular function: translation initiation factor activity; ribosome binding; RNA binding.